CGUAUCUACGGUCGUUGAAUCUUGUGCCGUCUAUGUAUUUUUUUUGCGGCGACGCGCCCACACCAUUAAAAAAGUUUCUCUUCCGACUUACACUACCUUCACUCGCCUCACUGAAGGUGGAUAGUAUGUCAUUCGAAGAGACUGACACGUUCACAUCCGUUCGAGAGCUCAUAACAAGAUCUCAAUGCCCUAUCACUAUACUCCACUUCGACAACGGUGACAUUUUAGAAGAAGACAUCCUUCAUGUCUUUCGCACAAGGCCUACCUUGGAAGACGUGCGGUUGACCCACGUUGAAGGCUUUCUGAACCAAACCCUCUCCGAGUUGACUCCGAAGCUUGAUUCAAGAGAAAUUCUUGUUCCUCGCCUGCGGACGCUUCAUCUCGGUGGGAAUAUCGUGUUUGACAUGGAAGUAUUCGUCAACAUGGUGGAAGGGCGGUGGGAUCUGCCUCCCCAGCCCCUGCACUUCAAAUCUCUGCAACGUCUAAAGGAGGUCCAUAUAUGCCAACUCAUUUCAAUAAAUGUGCAAAACAGUGACGGACCAAUUACGACGACAGCCCUUUCCGCAUUGGACGCGUACGCAGCAGAGGGAUUAAACAUCACGUUCAAGACUGAAUACACUUUGACCACAGGAGAUAUAUGACUAGCAACGCUUACUUUUCCCUUCUUAGGAAUCAGUUUCGUGUUGCCAUCUUAUCUGAAGAAAGAAUACAUGAUGACAUACAUUGUAUGACGAGCGAGUCUCCCCUCGGAUUGUCUAGUAAAAGAGGUCACAACUAUUGGAUUGGUACUGCGACAUAGGGCUCCGUACAAUUACCUACUGUAUUACUGACAGCUCUCCAUGCGUGCCCGUUUUCCCCGAGGUCCGGAAGAAAAAAAGACUAAAACCUUUUGUUUCAUGGAAUCUCAUAUUUAUGACAAUUCCAGAUUCUGCAAAUACUCUCCGGGACCAUGAUUCUUAUC
Molecule: messenger RNA, 961 nt
Organism: Desarmillaria tabescens
Lineage: Eukaryota; Fungi; Basidiomycota; Agaricomycetes; Agaricales; Physalacriaceae
Exons: 1
Coding region: 33-641 (202 amino acids)
Source: RefSeq, a predicted model, not a curated record